CCUCCGAUGCUACUUCCAUGUUGCACCUUCACCCAGACACAAAGCUGCUGUUCCAACCGUUGCUUCCUUAGUUUUGAAAUAUUAGGAAACAGCUAUCACAAUUCCUACCUAUGUCCAAGGUUGCCUAAACCCACUCGGCUCAAUUUGAGUCGUUUUUUUGUAACUAUCACGGAUCUCCGCCCAAUUACCCAUAUUCGCUGAUCUACGGUCAAUACACAGACAGCGAAUGCACUACUGAUGACAUCCAGCCAUGAUUCAAUUCAUUGUUAUCUUCCUGCUAUCCCUGUUUUCACAGGUAGCCACCUUCCCCGCCGAUGUCAUUGAGACGGGCCCUUUAGUGUCCACCAGUGUUCCUUCUUCGUCAUUCAACGGCACGGCUACUCUCGAUAAAGUGACACCCGACGAUGCAUAUUACAACGGGAGCUGGCAAAACGAUAAUAAUCAAGAAUGCAACUGGGCCACGAAGUAUAUGCCAUACGUCAACUCUGAAUGCACAGAGUACUGCGAGGCAGACACUUAUAAUUGGGGCUACAAGUACCAUCGUCUACGAUACCACAUUAAACUAUCAGCCAAUGGCCAAAACCCUACGAAUUGGUGCAAAAUGUUCAAGGCAAGAAUGAUGUACAAUUGUGGUGUUAGAUCGCCCGAUUUCUUCAAUUGCAACGAAGGCAGAGCACCAAACAUUGACGCACUCCGUGUUUGGGCUUACGAUGGCUCAAGCGGCAAAAUCGUGCAGAAGCCUGGUAUUAACCUGCGAUUCGACUUUAACCCAUGGUGGGAACCCCGAGAUGCAAUGCAUGAUUGUGUUGGGUCGUCUAUCCGUGAAGCAACGUGUGCAGGGACCGUUUUCAUCAAUGGCCUACGAUGCAUCCCCGUAUUGUUCGCAACUCCGAACGGUGCCGAGGUUGAUGAGUCUUACGUACCUCCUAACCCGAGAUGCUUAUACAACCACGAGGUUCCUCCCGAUUCAACUUAAACGAAUGAGUCAGGACCGCGGGAAACAAGGUUCCAAAUCGUGGUUCAAUAGAUGGGCUUCGAAAUCGAGUAAAUGCUUGUAGCUUGCUUGCUAUAUUCGGUAGUUAGCAUGUUUCUCAGUGCACUCAACACCAACUUACUCUCUCCGACCCGACGUCAACUUUCAGGUCUACAGCCCAACAUUGUCCUGCUCGUUAGGAGUAGCGUAGCUAUCUACCUACGGUGUUACAAGGUAGCCGAAAUUUAGCAAAUAUCUACCUCUAUCUGUCAUCAUCAACUUAGCAUAGGCUUAUUUGCCUUGUCAAGACCUUGAAUUUAGCUGGCUUCAACACCAUGCGACAGUAUGCUC
This is a messenger RNA of Hypoxylon trugodes, 1324 nucleotides long. RefSeq lists its product as uncharacterized. NCBI's taxonomy places the organism in Eukaryota, Fungi, Ascomycota, Sordariomycetes, Xylariales, Hypoxylaceae. The transcript is spliced from 5 exons. The coding region runs from base 251 to 976 and encodes 241 amino acids. The record is from RefSeq and is a predicted model, not a curated record.